This is a messenger RNA of Vanessa atalanta (red admiral), 988 nucleotides long. Its product is annotated as carbonyl reductase [NADPH] 3-like. Bases 17 to 895 code for a protein of 292 amino acids. The record is from RefSeq and is a predicted model, not a curated record. Gene Ontology annotation, molecular function: carbonyl reductase (NADPH) activity. The transcript has a single exon. Lineage: Eukaryota; Metazoa; Arthropoda; Insecta; Lepidoptera; Nymphalidae.
GGUCAGCAUCGCAAAUAUGUCUGAUAAAGUUGCUGUUGUCACUGGUUCCAAUAAAGGUAUAGGCUACGCCAUAGUCCAGGAACUCUGUAGAAGAGGAGUUGGUACUGUUUAUGUAACAGCGAGAGAUGCAAAGAGAGGUCAAGAAGCAAUCGAAAAUUUAAAAAAAGAAGGUUACAAGCCCCAUUUCUACCAACUAGAAGUCACUGACAAAAAUAGCGUAAAAGCUUUGGCUGAACAUUUAAAGAAAAAACAUGGUGGUUUGGAUAUUCUUAUUAACAAUGCUGGAGUGAUCACAGCAGACUUCACGAAAACUACAUAUGAAGACUCGAAAUAUGUUAUCGACGUUAAUUAUUUCAGUAUAUUAUUAAUCCAAGAAUACCUAUUCCCGGUAUUGAAAAUCAACGCACGGGUUAUAAAUAUGUCGAGUGAUUGUGGUCAUAUUUCUAAUUUGAAAAAUAAAUACUGGAUCAAUCGACUGACGAAGCCAGAUAUCAAAUUGGAUGACGUAAAUGCUUUCGUUAAUUGGUUUCUAGAUUCAGUUAAGGCUGGAAGUGUAAACGAUGACGAUUUUGCUGAAACAUCUCUACUUGCUUAUAGAAUUUCAAAAGUUGCUCUGUGCGCUUUAACCAGAGUCCAGCAGAUGGAAAUCGGUCGAGGGAUAUCUGUGAACUCCAUGCACCCCGGCCACGUUAAGACAAAUAUGACGAAAAAUUCUGGUUUCCUAACUAUGGAAGAGUCAAGUCGUGUCCCAGUUUAUUUGGCUUUAGAUAUUGAUCAGUCAGUGAAAGGUAAAUACUUCUGGUAUGAUAAGACUGAGAAAGACUGGACCGAUCCAAACUUAAAGUUACAUUGUGUUUUCGAGCAAUUUAUGAAAUAUAUACAAGGUGCUAAUUAAAAGGAUAUCAAAUAUUUUGUAAAAAUAAUUAUUUUGCUAUUAUAUGCGAAAGGAUUAUAAAAAUGUCGUUUUAUUUAAUAUUAAUCAAGUUUA